GUGGUUGCGGCAGGGCGUGACGUGUAAGUGCAGAUGGGCGUAAGGUGCCCCUAUUUUCUGUCGUCCACGGGAGAAUUCUGUAGAUGGUAGAAUACAAUACAUCAUGGCACCAACAAUAGCAACACCUAGGCGAUUGCGGCGAGCGAAAGCACCUACCAUAAAUGCUACACAGCGGGGGGCAAUCCUUACAAUGCGCUACAUGACGAACUUGUCCGUCCGGCAAAUAGCACAGCAUGUCAAAGUCUCGAAGACCGCAGUGCAAAACAUUUGCAAUCGUGCCGAGAAGAUAGCAAGGACGAACAGACAAAAGAAUACCACAAGUCCCCUCGAUACCAGCAAUUCCCUCGAUAUCGGCAACUCCCUCGAUAUCGGCAACCCCCACGAGGCCAACAACAACACCCCCAGUGACAUGCAGAACUCGCAAGAGGUGGAGGUUGUUGCAUGUGGAGAGCUGUCAUUAGCAGAGUUGCUUGCUGCAUCGGCACCGGGCAAGUCGACAGGCCGUCCCCCAGCCCUUACGGAGGAGGAAAAGGAUUGUCUGGUUGCAACUGUCGAGCGGGACUUUGAGACUCGGAAGAUGACACUUGUAGAGCUACAAUGUGAAGCACGUCUAGAAUACGUCAGUAAACAGACCAUCCUCACGGCUCUCAAUGAACGUGGUUUGAAGUCUACCGGGAACGGCUGGGUGUGAAUCCAGAUUUGAUCUUGAUGGAGGAUAAUGCUGCUAGCCAUCACUGUUGGUAUACGGACGUCGAGUGGGAGAAGGAAGGUUAGCAGCUUUUCUCUUAGAACCGGUA
Tricharina praecox is the source of this 797-nucleotide messenger RNA. RefSeq lists its product as uncharacterized. The coding region runs from base 104 to 691 and encodes 195 amino acids. The record is from RefSeq and is a predicted model, not a curated record. The transcript is spliced from 2 exons. Lineage: Eukaryota; Fungi; Ascomycota; Pezizomycetes; Pezizales; Pyronemataceae.